This is a messenger RNA of Tarenaya hassleriana, 1732 nucleotides long. RefSeq names its product abietadienol/abietadienal oxidase. The record is from RefSeq and is a predicted model, not a curated record. Bases 75 to 1628 code for a protein of 517 amino acids. Gene Ontology annotation, molecular function: oxidoreductase activity, acting on paired donors, with incorporation or reduction of molecular oxygen; heme binding; iron ion binding. Gene Ontology annotation, biological process: sterol metabolic process; brassinosteroid homeostasis; brassinosteroid biosynthetic process. The transcript has 8 exons. Lineage: Eukaryota; Viridiplantae; Streptophyta; Magnoliopsida; Brassicales; Cleomaceae.
GCGAAUCUUUGAUUAAUAAUACAAACGGAAACGCCCCCCACGAACUCUCCACAUCACAGAAGAGGCGAGAAUCAAUGGCGGAACUUGGUUCUUAUAUAGGAGGAUCCAACUGGGUUCUCUCACUUUCUUCUUCCACCUUCAUCGUCUUCUUCUUCCUCUUCCUCCUCUCAAAAUGUCGAAAGAGAAGAGCGAGAGAGCGUUACAGAUGGCCUCCGGGAACCAGAGGAUGGCCGGUCAUCGGAAACAGCUUCGCUUGGCUCAACGCCGUCUCCAGCUCUCAUCCUUCCAGCUUUGUCGAGCAACAGAUCAAAAGGUUCGGGAGGAUAUUUUCGUGUAGUCUGUUCGGGAAAUGGGCGAUAGUAUCAGCAGAUCCGGCGUUUAACAGGUUCAUAAUGCAGAACGAAGGCAAACUGUUUCAGUCAAGCUAUCCCAAGUCUUUCAGGGACUUGGUCGGUAAAAAUGGCGUGAUCACGGUUCACGGCGAGCAGCAAAGGCGAUUGCACUCGAUCGCGUCGAACAUGACGCGGCAAGAUCAGCUCAGGUUCCAUUUCGUGAACGAUAUCAAUACCGUUAUGCUUCAGACGCUGAGUAAUUUCCAGGACGGAGAAGUUGUUCUUCUCCAAGACGUAUGCAGAAAGGUCGCGAUCCACCUUAUGGUUAACCAACUUCUCGGAGUGUCAAGCCAAUCAGAAGUCGAUGAAAUGGCUCGGCUUUUCUCAGAUUUCGUCGACGGCUGCCUCUCCGUGCCUGUCAACUUACCCGGCUUCACAUACUACAGAGCGAUGAAGGUGAAAUUAAAACCCGAAUCAUCUACGCUACCCAAUUCACGGUCGAUUUCGUUUUCGGAAUGUGCUGAUUUACGUUUUUAUCAGGCGCGGAAGGAUAUCAUACACAAGAUAAACGAUACGAUAGAGAGGCGGGUACAGAACGAAGCAGGGGAAGCCGGAAAUGGCUUUCUUGGCAGAUUACUCGAAGAAGAAAACUUACCGAACGAAGUGAUCGCGGAUUUCAUCAUCAACCUUCUCUUCGCCGGGAACGAAACGACCGCGAAAACGAUGCUUUUCGCUGUUUACUUCCUCACUCACUGUCCCAAAGCCAUGAACCAGCUUCUGGAAGAACACGAGAGGCUUUCGGGUAACUCGGGACACAACGGAAGCCUAACAUGGCAAGAUUACAAGACAAUGGAUUUCACUCAGUGUGUAAUCGAUGAAACCCUCAGGCUCGGGGGAAUCGCAAUCUGGUUAAUGAGGGAGACGAAAGAAGACGUAACCUAUCAAGAUUACGUGAUCCCUAAGGGAUGUUUUGUCGUUCCGUUCCUCUCGGCCAUUCACUUAGACGAAAGCUUUUACAAAGAAAGCUUGUCCUUCCAUCCAUGGCGGUGGCUUGACCCCGAAACUCAGAAAAAGAGGAACUGGAGAACGAGUCCGUUCUACUGUCCUUUCGGGGGAGGGGCUCGGUUUUGUCCGGGAGCGGAACUAGCUCGCCUUCAGAUCGCUCUGUUCUUGCAUUAUUUCACCAUGACAUACAGGUGGACACAGCUCAAGGAAGAUCAAGUUUCGUUCUUCCCCUCGGCUCGUCUAGUUAAUGGUUUUGAGAUCCGCUUGAGCAGACGGCGGAACGGUUCUUAGGAUCAUUGGAACAAGAGUUUCCAGUUUUCUGUAAAUCUCUGUGUUCACUGCAACAGCUAAACGAUUCUUGUGGUUCCUGAUGUUAAUGAUAAAGUUUAACCCUU